UGCUCUGCAGUGAGAGAGAGAGGAGCACAGCAGUCCAGAGCCGCAGCACGUUUUCCCUCAGCCUGUCCCGCUUGGCCAGGUCUUUGUUUCUCCAGACAUGGGAGGCAACCAGUGCACAGAGAAGUACGUGGACACCUCAGCGGAAAACCUCUUCAACUGGGUAUCGGGUUACUCCGCCCUGCCCGAUGUGGGUCUGAGCCAGAACAUGCAGGUCUACCUGGGGGUGGGCUCCCACGCUGCCCUGGUGAACCACCACGAGAACAUCAAGGCGGCGCUGGAGGGAAACGCGGGGAAGUACGUCUCGACGGCCAUCACCACCCUUGGGGGGUUGACCGCCAUCCCCCAAGCUGCCGGCCUGGUGGCCCUGUUCCUCUCGAUCAUCCUCGACGCGGUGACCAGCGCCGGGAAGCAGAGUGUCAACGUCCAGCAGCAGCUGCGGGAGGUCUUCGCCGAGGAGAAGGUGUCCAGGCUGAGCAACCUGGCGGAGAGUUUCUACCGGCAGUUUCUGAUGUUCGUUGGCAACCCAGACCACCUACGCCGGCAGGUGCAGAGCUACGAGUCCCAGAUCUUCGAUCAGCUGGUGACGGUGAAGAACUCCAUGGUGUACGACGGCCACGUCAACUCCAGGGCCGUGAAGACCUGGGCCAACGGGGCCGCCCUGCACUCCGGCAUGCUCAUCCACCUGGCGCGCUUUGAUGAUGCGUACCGCAGCGCCGCCCUCACCACCUUACAGAGCUACCAGAGGGACCUGGACGCCAUCCUGCACGCGUACUCCAGGAAGAAGCGCGAAACCAUCGUGCUGGACUGUGACCUCGUACUCGGAGCCAUGGAGGGGGCAGGGUCCUAUUGCUUAUAUAGGUUUCGGGACAAGGAGUCUGGAAAGACUGCCCCCAUGGCCCCCGUCGGCGGACAAUGCCAGGGGGAGGUCCUGAACCGCCACAUUAAUAUCAUGAUGGAGAGACACAAUGAUAUCAAGAGGAUGAAAGAGUUCUUCAUCAACACCGAACGAAAUGUGGACGCUCUGAUCAGAGAAGGAGAGAUCUUCUAUCUGCAGUGAUGUCCCCUCCCCAGUUCGGUCUGCAUCUCCCUGGGAUUGUCCAGCGGUUCCCAGUUACUGGAAUGCGUUUCCUUCCCAGUUGACAGUAAUCAUUACAAUUCAGAAAUCUGUGAUAAUUAUAUAUAUAUAUAUUACGUCGCAUAUAAGUAUACAUAUGAAUUUCCAUGUUACAGGAAAUGUAAAGCUUCAUAAUCUGCCACCAAUAAAUUCAUGCCUGCUGAA
This is a messenger RNA of Lepisosteus oculatus (spotted gar), 1279 nucleotides long. RefSeq lists its product as uncharacterized. The record is from RefSeq and is a predicted model, not a curated record. Lineage: Eukaryota; Metazoa; Chordata; Actinopteri; Semionotiformes; Lepisosteidae.